GUUGCUGUGGCGUUGCAGGUCUUCUUCCCGCCCUGUUAAACCCUAAACCCAAGCUCCCAUCCCCCUCUUCUACGCUCAGUCUCCCAAAACUCUCUUAACUUGCGAAACAGAGCCAGGGAGCGAGAGACAGAGCUUGAAGACAAUGAUCGGGCAAGAAGACCAAAAAGAAGAAGUCAACAAGAAGGGAUUUUCUAUAUGGGAUUUGCCAGAUGUGCCAAUGGGAAAACUGCCUCCCCACCUCGAGCUCCAGAGAACUCGCGUCAUCUGCAAUAAAGAUGCUCCUAUCCAUACAGAGGGCAUAACCUAUAGUGGUGCCUACGACUCUAUUGAAGUAGACAAUACUAGACGACUGAACCAUUUCCGUGACAACUUCAGAGUUGAAGUGGUUCGACUCACAGAGGAUGAUAUGGAGUUUGAUAUGAUUGGUAUAGAUGCAGCAAUUGCAAAUGCAUUUAGGAGAAUCUUAAUAGCUGAGCUUCCAACAAUGGCUAUUGAAAAAGUUCUCAUUGCAAACAAUACAUCGGUGGUUCAAGAUGAAGUUCUUGCCCAUAGAUUGGGUCUCAUUCCCAUCAAUGCUGACCCAAGGCUCUUUGAAUAUUUAUCAGAAAAUGAUCAGCCAAAUGAGAAGAAUACCAUUGUUUUCAAACUCCAUGUUCGUUGUGAAAGACGGGCACCACGUCUUACAGUAAAAUCCAAUGAGUUGAAGUGGUUACCGAAUGGAAGUGAGCUUAUUAAGGUAUCUGGAAGCUCUACCUUGAAUUCGACCUCAAAACCUGAAACUUACACUUCAUUUACUCGUAGUCAAGAGAUCAUGCCAGAAUUUGCCAACAGUCAGAUUGGCCCCAAGCAUCCUGAUAUUAUUAUAUCCAAACUUGGCCCUGGUCAGGAAAUUGAACUAGAAGCACAUGCUGUUAAAGGCAUGGGUAAAACGCACGCGAAGUGGUCCCCUGUGGCUACUGCUUGGUAUCGGAUGCUUCCUGAGGUUGUAUUGUUGGAAGAGAUUGAGGAUGAGGAUGCCAUAGAACUUGUAGAGAAAUGCCCGGUUAAUGUAUUUGAUAUUGAAGAUAUUGGUAAAGGUAGAAAAAGAGCAACUGUAGCGAGACCUCGGGCUUGUACGCUAUGUCGGGAGUGCAUAAGAGGUGAUGAGUGGGACAAACGUGUGGCACUACGGCGGGUUAAAGAUCAUUUCAUAUUUACAAUUGAAUCAGCUGGGUCAUUACCUCCAGAAAUCCUGUUUACUGAAGCUGUGAAGAUUUUGGAAGACAAGUACCAUCUGAGCUUGUGUACUUUGAUGAACUUUAUGUGGCCACCCAUAUGGAGCAUGUUACCAACAGGUGGCAAUAAGGACAAAAGCAUAUUGGUCUGCUGUGCCAGCUCACAGUCCCUAUCCUAGUAGUAGAGAAAUCAGUGUAUACAUGUGUGUGUGUGUGUAUAUAUAUAUAUAUAUAUAUAUAUAUGUUGUUGAUGUUAGAUUUCUUCUUGAAUGGUAGAUAAUAGUUUAGCCAGCCA
This is a messenger RNA of Carica papaya (papaya), 1509 nucleotides long. RefSeq names its product RNA polymerase I subunit 43 (gene RPAC43). NCBI's taxonomy places the organism in Eukaryota, Viridiplantae, Streptophyta, Magnoliopsida, Brassicales, Caricaceae. The record is from RefSeq and is a predicted model, not a curated record. Gene Ontology annotation, molecular function: protein dimerization activity; DNA binding. Gene Ontology annotation, cellular component: RNA polymerase III complex; RNA polymerase I complex. Gene Ontology annotation, biological process: DNA-templated transcription.